Caenorhabditis sp. 36 PRJEB53466 is the source of this 1577-nucleotide messenger RNA. Lineage: Eukaryota; Metazoa; Nematoda; Chromadorea; Rhabditida; Rhabditidae. The record is from the annotation of a GenBank genome assembly.
AUGGCCGCUGUUGACGUCAACCAAACAAUCACCGGACACAAGUCCGCCUUCAUCCGCAACUACAACACCAACCCAAGACUGAUCUACCAGACCGUCUCUGGAGUCAACGGACCGCUUGUCAUCCUCAAUGAUGUGAAGUUCCCCCAAUUCUCCGAGAUCGUCAAGAUCACCCUUCCGGACGGCUCCAAGAGAUCGGGACAGGUUCUUGAAAUCACCAAGAACAAGGCCGUCGUCCAGGUGUUCGAGGGAACCUCUGGAAUUGACGCCAAGAACACCAUCUGCGAGUUCACAGGAGAUAUCUUGCGUACUCCAGUGUCGGAGGACAUGCUCGGCCGUAUCUUCAACGGAUCUGGAAAGGCCAUCGACAAGGGACCACCAGUUCUUGCCGAGGACUUCUUAGACAUCAACGGACAGCCAAUCAACCCAUGGUCCCGUAUCUACCCGGAGGAAAUGAUCCAGACCGGAAUCUCCGCCAUCGACGUCAUGAACUCCAUUGCCCGUGGACAGGUACAUUAUUUCAGAACAGUUUUCAGGAGUUAAUCGCCUUUCCUUUUCAGAAGAUUCCAAUUUUCUCUGCUGCCGGUCUUCCUCACAAUGAAAUCGCCGCCCAGAUUGUGCGUCAAGGAGGUCUCGUCCAGCUUCCGGACAAGCCACAUGAGCAAACCAACUUUGCCAUUGUCUUCGGAGCCAUGGGAGUCAACAUGGAGACUGCUCGUUUCUUCAAGCAGGAUUUCGAGGAGAAUGGAUCCAUGGAGAAUGUGUGCCUCUUCCUUAACUUGGCCAACGACCCGACCAUCGAGCGUAUCAUUACUCCACGUAUCGCCCUCACCGCCGCCGAAUUCCUCGCUUACCAGUGCGAGAAGCAUGUGCUCGUUGUCUUGACUGACAUGUCCUCAUACGCCGAAGCUCUUCGUGAGGUGUCUGCUGCCCGUGAAGAAGUGCCCGGUCGUCGUGGUUUCCCCGGAUACAUGUACACUGAUUUGGCCACCAUCUACGAGCGUGCCGGACGUGUCGAAGGCAGAGACGGAUCUAUCACUCAGAUUCCAAUCCUUACCAUGCCCAACGACGAUAUUACUCACCCGAUUCCUGAUUUGACUGGAUACAUUACUGAGGGACAGAUCUACGUCGAUCGUCAGCUUCACAAUCGUCUUCUCUACCCACCAAUCAACGUGCUUCCAUCUCUUUCUCGUCUCAUGAAGUCCGCUAUCGGAGAGGGAAUGACAAGAGAGGACCACUCUGAUGUGUCCAACCAGCUCUACGCUUGUUACGCUAUCGGAAAGGACGUGCAGGCUAUGAAGGCCGUCGUCGGAGAGGAAGCCCUGUCUUCUGAUGACUUGCUCUACCUCGAAUUCCUCAUCAAGUUCGAGAAGAACUUCAUCUCCCAAGGUAUAACAGAGCUCUUUUCAGUGAUGGAUGAAUAAUGAUCGAUUUCAGGACACUACGAGAACCGUACGGUCUUCGAGUCGCUCGACAUCGGAUGGCAACUCCUCCGUAUCUUCCCACGUGAGAUGCUCAAGCGUAUCCCGGAGAGCACCCUCGAAAAGUACUACCCACGUGGUGGAGCCGCCAAGGAAUAG